Cydia strobilella is the source of this 3146-nucleotide messenger RNA. It is a transcript of the gene Regnase-1, whose product is annotated as probable ribonuclease ZC3H12B. Gene Ontology annotation, cellular component: cytoplasmic ribonucleoprotein granule; nucleus. Bases 122 to 1852 code for a protein of 576 amino acids. NCBI's taxonomy places the organism in Eukaryota, Metazoa, Arthropoda, Insecta, Lepidoptera, Tortricidae. The transcript is spliced from 4 exons. Gene Ontology annotation, molecular function: RNA endonuclease activity; mRNA binding; metal ion binding. The record is from RefSeq and is a predicted model, not a curated record.
UGGCAUGGCAGGCAGGCGAAAUGACGAAGUUAUGUUUUGAUUAGAAUUAUGCAAUUUUGUUGUGAAACCUGUGAAAGAACCAUGUGAUUACUAUUGCGACAUUGUUGUUAUACUAUUAAAGAUGUCUAAUGAUACCGAUCUAUUGAUAUCAGUGCCGCGCUCGUGUAUAACAGAGUUUUACAGCAAGUACCUCAAUUUAGUAGAAACUUUUUACUAUGUCACUUUAUCGGAGAAUAAAUCAGCCGUUGUCAAAGAGAAACCUGAAUAUGUGUACUUCCAUGUAUUAUUCAACUUGAGCCCAGCGGAUGGAAACUUUAAUUCACGAGAAAUCGUCGGACGUAUUCAAAAAUAUGUGGAGUCAUCCCUUGGCUGGGCAGGCGAGCGUGGCGAGGACUCCAGCUACGACUCGGAAUGCGAGGAUGAGAGCGGCCAUCGCGCCGCGUCUCGCACCCCGUCGGACACGCUCGCGGCAGAGUUUGCGGAGUAUGUCACGCUCGGUCCGCCGCCCCUGCAGCCUAACCAGGCUAAAAUCGAGUUUGCUUUAAAGCUGGGCUACUCGGAGCGUCUCGCGCGCACGGCGCUGCAACGGCUCGGGCCUGACCCGCCACGGAAUGAGCUUCUAGCAGAACUCAUCAAGCUCGCUUCUAAGCAACCCCCUCGGCCGUUGUCACCGUCGCCGCCUGUGGAGCCCGAUCCGCCGCUAGAUCGCAGCCCGCUGCGACACAUCGUUAUAGACGGCAGCAAUGUCGCUAUGAGCCAUGGCAACAAGGAGGUGUUCUCGUGCCGCGGCAUCGAGAUCUGCGUGGACUGGUUCCGAGCGCGCGGACACAAGGACAUCAUCGUGUUCGUGCCCAAGUGGAGGAAAGAAGCGUCCAGACCAGACAACCCAGUCGCGGACAGAGACUCCCUGGAAAGACUCGAGAGGGACCGAGUGCUGGUAUACACGCCUAGCAGACAAGUCGGAGGCAAACGUCUCAUCUGCUAUGACGACCGUUACGUUCUCAAUCUAGCCUUGGAAACCAACGGCAUCGUAGUUUCCAACGAUAACUACAGAGACCUCGUCGCUGAAAACCCUGGCUAUAGAAAAAUUGUAGAAGAACGGCUACUCAUGUACUCGUUCGUGAACGACCGCUUCAUGCCCCCCGAUGAUCCGCUAGGCAGGUCCGGACCGACGCUGGACGCGUUUCUCCGAGGCCCGCCCUCUAGGAUAGACCCGGCGCUGACGCCCCCGGCGUGCCCGUACGGCAGGAAAUGCACGUACGGUAACAAAUGCAAAUUCCAUCACCCGGAACGCCUCGGUCGGCCUCAUAAAUCCGUCGCCGAGAAAUUAUCAGAGCGUGCCGCACGAGCGCUCAAAGCUCGCGAUCUUCACACGCUGAGUUUGCCGCCCGGCGGGCGCCCGGCUGAAAUCAAACGGCCGCUGGCGAGAGCACACUCGGCCGCACCGAGGAUAUCUGACGCGGCGCUCGCGACGCACUUUGAUCGAGCGCAGAUGCUUCCCGGGCCUUCCCAGCAAGACACCAACCCCCAUCGUAAGCUGGCGCGCCAGUUGACUCUAAACCCUGCCUGCGAUCCGAGGUUGCAUGCGGCGGCGGCACGAGUGGCGUCCGCUCCCGUAGGCGCAGCCGCGGCACUCAAUCCGGGUCCCAUGGUCUCUCCCUGCUCCUCUGAAGGAGCCCUACAGCACUGGGAAGCUAGAAGACGCAUGCACUUCCAUCUAGCCGGCAUCUUUCCCGAAGCUCAAGUGGCGGAGGCCAUGGCGACGUACCCGGAGGAGACGGACCCGCAGACCAUGUGCGCGAUCAUCCUCGCGCGCUACAGGCCCAGCGAGGCGCGGGUACCGCCACACUGACACACAUCGGUUUGAAUUAAUCGAUUUCGAAUCGAAAUCGAAUCUACAUUCGAACUCGUUGGAUGAGUUAUGCACGCUCGACAUUCGUUCGCUCGGACCUACGUUAUAGUUAGCCCGAGAAUGUUAAGUGGAUGCGGAAUCUUGUUGGUGCGACAAGAAGCACGUGCCAAUAUCGGUUUUACUACGUCGGUAGCAUUUAUACACUUUUUACAUUCUCUAAAAUCGUUUUAGUCGUGUCCUUCUGAGAAGUGUACGGCGUUAUUUAAAUAGUUUUGUUGUAUGAGUAGAUCCGAAGGAUGUACAAAUGGAUAAAUCUGUAAGGUCGUCCAGUAAACGGCGUUAUGGAUUAUGCGAUAAUCACUAACAUCGAACGCUAAGCGCGCGCCUUGUCAUCACAUCACUAAUAAAUCACUCACUCAUCACUGUUUACAAAUUGUUAAUAUUCCAGUGAACUGUAUCACAUUGGAACUUGUUGAUUGCAAAAAUAUUAUAGUAUUUUUAUGUAAUCGCAAAGGUUAAUCUAGGGUACCUAGAUAGACAUGAGAUUUUAUAAAAAAAUUGGUACUAUGUAUCAGUUCAAAUCAAGAUAUUGUAAAAUAUCAGCUUACUUUUACUGUAUGUUUUCCUGGUUGUUUGUAAUAGGAAAAUAUUUUUAUAUAUUUAUCAAAUAAUCAAAUAAUUUAAUUAUUUAUAUAUUGGAAAUUUCUUAAUUGUAUUUCUGCUAAUAGCACAAGAUUUAAAGUUUUUUGUUAUGUAUAGGUACUUUUAUUUUGUGUUACUAGUGUUUCCAACUUGUCACUACUAUCUUCUAUAAAUAACGUAGGUUUAGUAAGUUUUGGCCAGACAUCAAUGUGGACUAAUAGUCACUACUUUAUAGAUAAUACUAAUAAAAUUAAAAACAAAUUUGUUAUGUUUGAUUUUUAUUAAAUUGAACUGUUAAAACAUGAAAUGCAAUGCAUCGAUUGAAGCGUAAGAUAAAUAUAUCUAUCCACAUGCAGUACUGCACAGAGGGAUUGAAUUAUUUAUAAUGCUUUUGUGGAGUACUGUGUGAUAAAUUAAUGUAAUUAGUAAGCCAAGUUUUAUCAACAAUCAACUACCCAACAUUAAUAACUGUAGAUAUAGAAUGUAUGCUAAAGUUGAUAAAAUUUGCUGGUUUUCAAAGGUGUUAUUUAAAUAAAUAAGUUUUGGAAACUGCUUUCUUCAUUCCUUGUGGAAUGUUCAUCAUAAAUAAGCAUGUCUUUUUUGACAUUAUAGCAAUUACUCUUAUUAUAAAUAAAGUUUUUUUCUCUUAUUA